AUGCGCCGGCGGCGGAAAGGAACGCCGGCGAAGCACAAAGAAUGUCUAAGGAACCCCGCGGCCAGCAUCGGCGGCAAUGCUUUUGACGGCUGUGGUGAGUUCGUGCCUGGGGGAGAAGAAGGCACAAUCGAAGCGUUAAAAGAUGCGGCUCCUGACUGCCACCGUAACUUCCACCGGAACGAGGUGGAUGGGGAGACUCAAUUUGGUCCGAGUUCGCGAAGAAAUCCGCUCGUCCUUCAAAUGCCACCACCACCACCAUGUGUUUUAUCCAAGAAAAGGUUUAGGACCAAACUCACUCAAGAGCAGAAGGAUAAAAUGAUGGAGUUCGCAGAGAGGAUCGGGUGGAGGAAGAGGAGGUGGAGCAGCAUUAAUGAGAAAAUGAACCUGCAAUAA
Manihot esculenta (cassava) is the source of this 393-nucleotide messenger RNA. RefSeq names its product zinc-finger homeodomain protein 5-like. The transcript has 2 exons. Gene Ontology annotation, cellular component: nucleus. Gene Ontology annotation, biological process: regulation of developmental process; regulation of DNA-templated transcription. The record is from RefSeq and is a predicted model, not a curated record. NCBI's taxonomy places the organism in Eukaryota, Viridiplantae, Streptophyta, Magnoliopsida, Malpighiales, Euphorbiaceae. Gene Ontology annotation, molecular function: transcription cis-regulatory region binding; DNA-binding transcription factor activity. The coding region runs from base 1 to 393 and encodes 130 amino acids.